This is a messenger RNA of Linum tenue, 2826 nucleotides long. The record is from the annotation of a GenBank genome assembly. NCBI's taxonomy places the organism in Eukaryota, Viridiplantae, Streptophyta, Magnoliopsida, Malpighiales, Linaceae.
GCUUUGGAUUCUUUAAGCUAAUCGUGCCUGCCAGCUUCCACUACUCGGUUUCGUUUGAUGCUGAGAGGGUAGCAUCGUGGAAUGAAGAACAGCUCGCCACUCUAGAAAGCGAAAUUCGAUUAAAAAAAUCAUUGGAGUCCUUUCAUCUAUCAUAUUCAUAUCCCUUCUUUAAGGAAAAUAUAAAGUCCUAUCAUUCAGAUGGGUGCGGCGAGGUGAGGUGAGGGGAAAAUAUAAAGUGAAGGCUAGAAGUUGGGCAGGGAAGCCCUGUUCUUUUUAGCUUGUGGGUAGGAGGAGAAAGGAAGAAGCUUGGAGUCGGGGCUGUGGAAAUGAUGAUGGAGAGGCGGAGGAGGAGAAGGGUUGAGCUGAUUAUGUUGUUUACAGUGCUGAUAUUCUUCUGCAUUCUGGGUUGCAUCUCUGCUGCCACAGAUCCAACCGAUGCUUCAGCUCUAAGUGUCAUGUACAGUUCCUUAAACUCACCAGGUCAGCUGACCCAGUGGAGCGCAAAUGGUGAUGAUCCUUGUGGCCAGAAUUGGAAAGGCGUUACAUGUUCUGGCUCGCGAGUCACGGAAAUAAAAUUGUCCGGUCUUGGACUCUCUGGGACAAUGGGGUACCAGCUUGACAGUUUAAAAUCAUUAAAAACCCUGGACAUGAGCAGCAAUAAUCUUGGAGGCAAUAUACCUUACCAAUUGCCACAAAACCUGGAAAGAUUGAAUCUCGCUAAUAAUCAGUUCAAUGGAGGAAUACCAUAUUCCAUUUCUCAGAUGGCCUCUCUGAAGUACUUAAGCCUUGCUCAUAAUCAGCUUCAGAAUCAACUGGGAGAUAUGUUUGGAUCACUUACUUCCUUGUCCACAUUGGAUAUAUCUUCCAACCAACUAACAGGGAAUCUGCCUGAGAGUUUUGGCUCCCUUCCAAGCAUGACAAAUAUGUACCUACAAAACAACCAAUUCACAGGCACCAUUGAUGUCCUUGCUAGCCUUCCUCUUCAAACCCUGAAUAUUGCUAACAACCGUUUCACCGGCUGGGUUCCACAACAGUUGAGCAGCAUUAACAUCAUAAAGGACGGAAACAAUUGGAACUCUGGACCUGCACCCCCUCCUCCACCUGGGACGCCUCCAGUCCACAAACUUCCAGGCCAUAAACCUGGCGGCAAUGGUGGUGCAUCAAAUGCUGGCAGUGCUGAUGAUAGUGGCAGCAAAAAAUCAGGAAUAGGGGGAGGUGGUAUUGCUGGAAUAAUUAUAUCUAUCUUGGUCGUUGGUGCAAUAGCUGCCUUCUUCUUUGUGAGAAAAAGAUCCAGCAGGAGAUCAUCAGAUGUUGAAAAGCUUGAUAAUGAACCAUUUGCUCCUCUUUCUGGCAAUGAAGUAGAAGGCAAGUUCGAAAUGAAAUCCGUACACAGUUCAUCCUCAAUCAACACUAAAACUUUUGAUGUCCCAGCGUCAAUGACUCUCAAGCCCCCACCUAUUGAUCGCACAAAAUCAUUUGAUGAGGAUGAAUCUGUCAAGAAGCAUGUUGUCAAGAAACGUGUUGCAGCUCCUGUUAAUGUCACAACAUACUCAAUAGCGGACCUCCAAUUGGCAACUGGAAGCUUCAGUAUCGAGCAUCUUCUUGGUGAAGGGUCUUUUGGGCGUGUUUAUCGAGCUCAUUUUGAUGAUGGGAAGGUGCUUGCAGUGAAGAAAAUAGAUACAGCUGCUUUAUCCAGUGAAAUGUCUGAAGAUUUUGUGGAGGUGGUUUCAAAGAUCUCUGACUUGCAUCACACGAAUGUGACAGAGUUAGUGGGCUAUUGUUCUGAGCAUGGACAACAUCUGCUAGUCUAUGAGUUCCAUAGACAAGGAUCCCUACAUGACUUGCUGCAUCUAUCAGACGAAUACAGCAAGCCCUUGAUAUGGAAUUCUCGAGUCAAGAUAGCACUUGGGACAGCUCGUGCAUUAGAGUAUCUUCAUGAAGUAUGCUCUCCAUCUAUAAUUCACAAAAACAUCAAGUCAGCAAACAUACUAUUAGACACUGAGCUGAACCCUCACCUUUCAGACUCUGGCUUGGCAAGCUUUCUGCCAAAUGGAGAUCAGGCAUUGAACCAGAAUGCAGGUUCCGGUUAUAGUGCACCUGAGGUCGCUAUGUCUGGCCAAUAUACUCUUAAGAGUGAUGUGUAUAGCUUUGGAGUAGUGAUGCUGGAACUUCUUACUGGGCGUAAACCAUUUGACAGUUCAAGGUCGAGAACUGAGCAAUCUCUGGUCCGUUGGGCGACACCACAGCUGCAUGACAUUGAUGCAUUGUCUAAAAUGGUUGAUCCAGCACUAAAUGGACUUUACCCUGUUAAAUCUCUCUCCCGGUUUGCUGAUGUCAUCGCUCUUUGUGUUCAGCCUGAGCCUGAAUUCCGGCCACCUAUGUCCGAAGUAGUGGAAGCACUGGUUCGUUUAGUGCAGCGAGCUAACAUGAGCAAGCGAACGACUGGGAGCGAACAGACAGCAGGCUCCCAAGCUGAAAACUCGUCAGAUGCACAGGAUUACAUGUCUUAGUUGGCUGCACAAUGUCUUCCCUCCCUUCCUCUCCCCAGAAACUCAACCGGGCCUUGGUACAGUUGGUUGGGUACUAGUAGUAUACAGUUGUUGUCAUUGCUUGGAAGUUUUGCUACUGAGGGUCAUCGGUUGUCAUUCCAUUGUACUUGAAGUAACCCCGAUUUGUGACAUACUGUUUACUGUGUCAAUAUUGCUCGCUGUCUAAAAAUUCCCCUUCAAUAGUCUGCUUGGUGGGCUUACAAGUUUGAAGAUAAAUGGUGUAUCUUUAUAGAUUUUUUUAGUCUCGGUAAUGGUCAAUAUAAAUGGACAUAAUCAU